AAAACAUACAACACCAGGUAUUCGCUGGUCGUCACCGACCCAACUACUAAUCCGGCCCUCACUGGCUUAUCUAUGGGAGAGCGGACGGGAUCCCGAGUUCUCCAGUGGGUAUGGUCGUAUGUGAUGAUUUUGCAUUGCAAUGUAGACUAUACAGUAAUGUCGUAUGACUGCGGGACAGUUCAAGUAUUGCCCUUACUGACAUCAUCUAGAUGGAGCAAAGGCGGCAUCUUAUUGUUUCAUGCUUCCCUCAAAUACCAACAUCCAACUGGACUUCAAUUUAUCUUACAAGCUUACGCACUUGCACUUCAACAUAUCACUCUCCACAAUCUCUUUUUUCCAUAG
This is a messenger RNA of Colletotrichum navitas, 342 nucleotides long. RefSeq lists its product as uncharacterized. NCBI's taxonomy places the organism in Eukaryota, Fungi, Ascomycota, Sordariomycetes, Glomerellales, Glomerellaceae. The transcript has a single exon. The annotation marks the transcript as partial. The record is from RefSeq and is a predicted model, not a curated record.